ACAGAGACAGAGAGAAUAUAUAUAUAUAGAGAGAGAGAGAGACAGACACAAGCCCUGAGUAGUUGGAUUUCAGUGGACAUGAUGUUGACAACAAGGAUCGCUUUGCUGGGAUUGAUCUGCACAUCCUUGCUGUCCUCUGUGCAAGCGUGUGGGCCAGGCAGGGGACACGGGAGGAGGAGACCUCCUCGGAAACUCACCCCGCUGGCCUACAAGCAAUACAUCCCCAAUGUGGCCGAGAAGACUUUGGGGGCAAGUGGCAGAUACGAGGGCAAGAUCACCAGGAACUCGGAGAGGUUUAAAGAACUGACCCCCAAUUACAACCCAGAUAUUAUCUUUAAGGAUGAAGAGGACAGCGGUGCUGACAGACUGAUGACACAGAGGUGUAAGGACAAGCUGAACUCGCUGGCUAUCUCGGUGAUGAACCAGUGGCCGGGGGUGAAGCUGCGGGUGACCGAGGGCUGGGACGAGGAUGGACAUCACUCAGAGGAGUCGCUGCAUUACGAGGGCCGAGCGGUGGACAUCACCACCUCAGACCGGGACCGCACCAAGUACGGGAUGUUGGCCCGACUGGCCGCCGAAGCCGGUUUCGAUUGGGUCUACUACGAAUCCAAAGCCCACAUUCACUGCUCAGUCAAAGCAGAAAACUCAGUGGCUGCCAAAUCAGGAGGCUGUUUCCCUGGUUCGGCCAGGGUCAGUGUGGAAAGUGGAGGCACCAAGUUGGUGAAGGACCUUAUAGCUGGAGAUCGCAUCCUGGCUGCCAACGAUCAAGGGGACCUGGUCUACAGCGACUUUAUCCUGUUUCUGGACAGAGCGCAGGAGGCCAAGAAAGUCUUCUAUGUGGUAGAAACCCAGGAUCCUCCCAGAAGGCUCACCCUCACCGCGGCCCACCUGGUGUUUGUCCUGCAAGAGAGCAGCCAGGGUCCGAACGGUUUCAAGCCCACGUUUGCCAGCAACGUGACUCCAGGACAAGUGGUGUACGUGGUGGGCGACAGCCAACAGCUGCAGACGGCUGUGGUGGAGCGGGUUUACUUGGAGGAGAUGUCGGGUGCCUACGCCCCACUGACCGCUCAGGGCAACCUGGUGGUCGACCAGGUACUCGCCUCUUGCUACGCUGUGAUCGAGCAACACAAACUGGCCCAUUGGGCUUUCACACCCGUGAGGCUGAGCCACGCCAUCUCCUCUUUACUGCUGUCCACCGGUCAAGCCGCAGCCAACAGCACUGACCAGGAAGACGGGCUGCACUGGUACUCCAGGGCCUUGUACCAACUAGGCGGCUGGGUUUUGGACACUGACUCUGUCCAUCCACUGGGGAUGGAGCUGAACUCGAGCUGAGAGAGUUAAAAAGAGAAAAGAGAAAGGUUAAUUAAAAAAAAUUAAAAUACC
This is a messenger RNA of Callorhinchus milii (elephant shark), 1383 nucleotides long. It is a transcript of the gene shha, whose product is annotated as sonic hedgehog signaling molecule a. Lineage: Eukaryota; Metazoa; Chordata; Chondrichthyes; Chimaeriformes; Callorhinchidae. The record is from RefSeq and is a predicted model, not a curated record. The transcript has 3 exons. The coding region runs from base 79 to 1332 and encodes 417 amino acids. Gene Ontology annotation, molecular function: patched binding; calcium ion binding. Gene Ontology annotation, biological process: multicellular organism development; cell-cell signaling; regulation of gene expression.